GGGUAAAUGUUCAGAGCGCCGGCCAAUCCAGUGUCCGAGAACCCGGGCGCGGCGUUUCAGAGCCAGGCGCUCACCCCCGCGGCCUCCGACCCGCGCUGAGCUUGCUGGCGAGUCCUUCCCGGGAGGGGAGGUGGGGGACGCCUACUUCCCCGCGAGCCCAGCUCUGCCCGCGGUGACUCAGAGACUCUCCACGCUGCACAAGGAACCAGUGACUCCAGCAAUGCUGCCUAGAUGGGAACUGGCUCUUUGCCUGCUUGCCUCCCUGGGCUUCCAUUUCUACUCUUUCUAUGAAGUUUACAAAGCCUCCAGAGAGCAUGAAGAUGAACUGGACCAAGAAUUUGAGCUGGAGGCAGACUCUCUAUUUGGAAGAUUGAAGAAGGACCCAACAGACUUUGAGUGGAACUUCUGGCUGGAAUGGGGGAAACGGAGCCUGGUGUGGCUCUUCCUUGGCCAUUUGGCUGUGUCUCAGUUGGCCACACUGCUCUCAAAGAAGCACAGACCCUGGAUCGUCAUGGUCUAUGGAAUGUGGGCCUGCUGGUGUGUUCUGGGGGCUCCUGGCGUGGCCAUGGUCUUUCUGCACACCACCAUCGCCUUCUGCGUGGCCCAGUUCCGGUCAGUGCUCCUAUCCUGGCUGUGUUCUCUCCUCCUGCUCUCCACCCUGAGGCUGCACAGUGUGGAGGAAGUUAAGAGGAGGUGGUACAAGACAGAAAAUGAAUACUAUCUGCUCCAGUUCACACUGACGGUGCGAUGCCUGUUCUACACCAGCUUCAGCCUGGAGCUGUGCUGGCAGCCUCCACCUGCCCAGCGCGCUCCCUAUUCCUUCCCAUGGUUGCUGGCCUAUGUCUUCUAUUAUCCUGUCUUCCACAACGGGCCCAUACUCAGCUUCCCGGAGUUCUUCAGACAGAUGCAGCAGCCAGAGCUCAGAUCUCCGAAGCACAGUCUUUGCCUGCUAGCCAAGGGCCUGGGCCGCCUGCUCUGCUGGUGGUGGCUGGCUGAACUGAUGGUCCACCUCAUGUACAUGCAUGCCCUCUACAGCAGCAUUCCCCUCCUGGAGAGCGUUUCCUGCUGGACCUUAGGAGGACUGGCCCUGGCCCAAGUACUCUUCUUCUAUGUGAAAUACUUGGUGCUCUUUGGUGCUCCGGCUCUGCUCAUGCGCCUGGACGGACUCACACCACCACCCCUUCCCCGCUGCGUGAGCACCAUGUUCAGCUUUACUGGGAUGUGGAGGUAUUUUGAUGUUGGACUACACAAUUUCUUAAUCAGGUAUGUGUACAUUCCACUGGGUGGGUCCCAGCAUGGCCUUCUGGGGACACUGCUUUCUACUGCGAUGACGUUUGCAUUUGUGAGCUACUGGCAUGGCAGCUAUGAAGACCUCUGGUGCUGGGCAGCACUCAACUGGCUGGGAGUCACUGUGGAGAGUGGAGCCCAGAGGCUGUUGGAGAUGCCCUGUAUCCGGGAGACCUUGACCCGGUACCUCUCCCCGCAAGCUCGCCGACGGCUACAUGCUUUGCUGGCCUCCUGCUCCACCUCUAUGCUGAUCCUGUUCAACCUGGUGUUUCUUGGGGGGAUUCACGUUGGAAAAAUCUACUGGUACAGGAUCUUCCUGCAAGGCUGGCCGUGGGUGACCCUGUCUGUCCUGGGAUUCCUAUACUGCUAUUCACAUGUGGGUAUCACCUGGGCUCAGACAUACACAGUUCUCUAAUGCUGCUGGUGCAGGUCAGCCUUUCGGUCAGCCUUCAAGGGACAUGGCAUUUCACUCGGACCUCUCACUCUGAGACCAUCCCUGAAGGACCACCUUCCACUCCAGCCCCGAAGAAACAUUUUCCACUCCAGGACCAUCCCUGAGGGAGCACCUUCUAUUCUGAGACCAUCCCUGAGGGAGCACCUUCUACUCCAGGACAAUCCCUGAAGAAACAUUUUCCACUUCAGGACCAUCCCUGAGGGGCCACCUUCCACUCAUCUUCUGCUGAAGAUGCUUCAUUCUGAGUCUGACAGCUUUAUCUAUCAUAGAAAAAUGUACAACCUGAAAAUCUUCUAAUUUUGGAGCUUCAAAGAUUUUCUACCUACCCCCAUAAGCUUCCUGCUACAUAAGCUAGAGUCAGGAGCAGUCUUAGGUUUUUCCCAACUAUACAUGGUGACAUUUGUUCUAGAACCUACUGUUGACCUCUUGAGUUCUUCUUGACUAAAGAUUCAACAUGGUGGACAUUCAUUGUUUGGGCAUGGAAACCCUGGUCAGGGGUAGGCUUGCCUCUCAGAGACAUUCUGUGAUGUUUGGUGACCUCAUUCCAUGUUCUUCACUGGAUUGGCCUGCACAUGGAUGGUCCUUAACAGGGAGGCAGCAAAGCCAUAGUCCUGUUCCAAGUGGCCUGGCUAGAGUGGAUGAUGUACAGGUGGAGCAUCCCAAGGAGUUCUGCAGUUUGAACUUUACUGGGGCUCCCACGUGCAGCUGCUGUUCUCUGAGGUCUGUAGCCAUGGAGUAAUGUGGCCAUGUACAGCUGUUCUGUACAGCAUGGGAGUGUAAAAAGCCAGAGAAUGGGUGUGUCCACAGGCAGGUGCUAUUGGGCAAGUCCUGGGAAGGUGGCAGCCCAAGGUCCCAUAUGCUAUGUGGGUUUUAUUGCCUUAUUCUCAUCUAAAUAAAGCCAAGCCCUUUUGUUACAUAGAUAAUUCACA
Molecule: messenger RNA, 2670 nt
Organism: Onychomys torridus (southern grasshopper mouse)
Lineage: Eukaryota; Metazoa; Chordata; Mammalia; Rodentia; Cricetidae
Gene: Hhat
Product: hedgehog acyltransferase
Exons: 12
Coding region: 221-1702 (493 amino acids)
Biological process (GO): protein palmitoylation
Cellular component (GO): endoplasmic reticulum
Molecular function (GO): palmitoyltransferase activity
Source: RefSeq, a predicted model, not a curated record